UCUCAUUCACCCCACGUCCCUUGGCGCCUGCUUCCCCAGCCUACGAGGAAGCCGAGGACAGCGGAUGAAGCUUCCUACCAUGUGUCUUCAGAGCCCCGUCAUUCCGCCUGAUCCCUCUUCGCCCUCAACUGCGACACGACUGCCUCUCCAGCAACAACCUCAGUCGCUUCGCCCAAUAAGCCAGCAGUUACCCGAGCACGAAUACCCAACAUCUAUGAUAUGACGUCCAAGUCGAGGAGAACCCGGAAACCUUCGAGCCAUGAGAUCCCUUCAAUGACUGCUGCGUCCCUGGGCAUAGGGGUCAGCAAUAGAACCCGUCCACUUCUUUCAGAAUCUUUGGCCGGCCGUAUUGUUUCGGUGGAGGACCCAAGCAGGUUGUUAGACUCUGCGCAUGCUUUGCGCCAAUUGCGAUUUCAGAAUCUUGUUAGACGAUACAUCUCCCAGAUUCAGUACGGAUGCGAAGAGCCCUCAUGCACCACUCCUACCUGCCUUAGCUGUAGAAAACGAGACACCAGCAAACCAUUUAAAACGCCUACGCAGGUGACGGCUCGAGCGCUUGCUCAUUAUCUCGCCAGUCAGGACAACCCGCAUGCUGGAUUAUGUCCCAAUAAGCUCAACAUCUUACCGUCGACCCUUGAAAUUAGCGGCAAGCAAACUCGUGCAGCCACAGGAGAUUGGGCGGAUAUACCUUACGGGAGCACGGUGUUUGGGAAUGGUCGUUCACGCUCUCAUGAGCGUAUCAUGCUUCAAAAUGAUUUAGCUGCUCCUCCCGCCAAUGGGCGUCUUGAUGUCCGAUCUUCGAAGCCUUAUGAUUCCUCUGAGCGCCCGGAAAAUACGUAUUGGCAAGAUGUCAACCGCCAGCAUCAGGCAAAAAAAGACAACAAGUCAUUAGGGCAGAACUUGUACGACACGGUUGCUGUGAUCUGCUCGUUUUCAAAACAUAUACCAAGCCCCCCUGAGUCUCUUCACUCCCUGUCAAAGUAUCGUGAGGAUCCUCCAUUGAUCCAUAGAAAUCACACGUCACCGGCCAGUAUCAACGCAAAAGCCGACAACUCAGACAGCGUGAUGGACCAUAAUACUUCAUCGCAAUCCAAGAGCAGCUCUUCGAUUGACUCACAGCCAUCAUGCAACGGUCACAUGGCCAACGGGGUCAACGGACACGACAGCGGGCCGGCCAAGACCGGCUCGCACACUUUACCUAUACUCAGUCGUCACCCUUCGAAGAAAUCCCCCGGACGCUCCAACUCCCACAUAACAACUGAGUAUCACCCUGACGGACAAAUAAUCCGCAAGUUUACCCAACGUAUACCCCACUAUUCGAACGGCCAGGCCAGAACCACCGAUCAUCCCGGCCUUGACGGAGCUGGCGGUACCGAUUUUGCCAAGUCUAGCACCAUGGGUACGGCCAAACUCUCAAAUGGCAUUUCCAUCAAGGGCGGGGAAACGAAAGAUAUCUCAAGGGCUGCGACUGCAGUGAUACCAGACCAUCAACGCUCGGAGCGAGACCAGCAUUUGGAGCGAGCCUCAGAUCGCCGCAAACAAGACAGAGUGGCUGUGCCAGUCACUUCACACCUCACGUGUGCUGUCAUGGACGAACUUGCUAGCCACACUCGUGAUUACCGGAGCGACGACGGAGAACCAUCGGCCUUCUCAUUUGUCGUCGAUUACGACAAGAGAGCAAGACUUCGACCUAGUAUGCCUUUCGUCAAUCGAUCCUUAUACUAUAGCCUAAGUGAUCCCGCCACAUUGUUGCGAUCUUUUCGCGACGAAGAAUGGAAAGAAGGAGCUCAAUCACCUUUACCUCACCUCAAUCCCAAUCGCCUGAGCCACGCUUUUCGGUCUUGGAAUCAGCGUAAUGGAUCACUUAUUUUUGACAGCCUGUGGAUUGCUACCGAGGCAUUGUUUAAUCCUCCCCCAGAGAUCGUAGCCCAGAAAAGCCCAAGGAUCCGAGCAGCGCGUAAGGCCCCUAACGUGGACGGGUUCGCCGAUCUGCUCGUCUCCCCAAACUCGGACACGACCAAAGUCUACCUCAGCGAUCUUGAUGCAGCGCACAUAGCCAUGAUUUGCAUUCAUGCUCUAACCUCCCUGGUUCCUGUUGGGUGGCCACACACUUGGGCAGAAGUCCGCAACCUACGAUCGUGGGGGAUCAUUCUUCCACGGGCUCCCCAUGACGUGCACAAUCACAUAGAGUACCAGUUCAAGCACCCUUGGCUCGGCAUCAUCGACGGGCUAGAAUACGAACCAGCACUGAGACUGGCAGACCGACUGGUCCGGGGCAUUGCUGCCCGCCGGUGCUUCUCGGAGAUUUUGAAGACCAUGUCCCGCCAGGCAGGCGAGCAACAAGACUCCAAGCAGUCCACUUUCGGGUUAAUGGAUGCUGUCGUCCAACAUCUUGCGGUCGUAGAACAGCAAGCGAGUAAAAGCCGGUUCAACCUCGAUACAGAUCGCGAUCCCGGCUGGACAGUAACUUCUGUUUUCCUAGAAUGGUUAAGAACUAUGAUCAUCAAACAAUGGGACUGCAAAUCCGAAGUUCACCGGUGGAGUUCCGUUGGAGGUGCCAUUGAAAUCAUGGGUGAUUUUUAUGAGCAUCGCGAUUCUUUAAAUCUAUACAGCAACAUGUUUCGGAUCCAUUAUCUUCAUGAACGCAUGGAUCAAGUCAACGCACCAACGGAAUGGUUGAAGCGUUCACCUAAUCCUAAUACGCUCCACCUUUUAUCGUACCCGUUCCUGUUCCAUCCUCAGAGGGUAGUGUCCUUCUUCCGCACAGUUAAUUAUAGAUCCAUGUACAAAGAGUACGAGCGAACCGAGCGAACGCAACACCUCCGCCGACAACUGCAUUUGUUCUAUGACGACAGAUUUUGGUUUGUGUUUGAGGACAAGCUUCAGGUUCUUUUCUCGCGAUAUCUGGUUCUAGAUGUCACCAGAGCGGAUCCAUUAAAGGACACAUUCGAUCAGCUAUGGGGAUUGCAGAAGAGGCAUUUUAUGAAGCCUUUGAAGGUCAAACUAGGACACCACGAAGGUGAACAAGGACUAGAUCAAGGCGGUGUCUCCCUUGAGUUUUUCCAAGUCAUCCUAGCCGAGGUCUUUGAUCCCAACAAAGGAAUGUUCACCGUUGAUCCGACUACUCGAAUGACCUGGUUCCGACCGGGCUCUCUUGAACCUUUGUACCGCUACGAGCUCAUCGGACUUCUCUUUUCAUUGGCAAUCUACAAUGGAAUCACUCUCCCAGUCACAUUUCCAACUGCCUUCUAUCGCCGCCUACUCGACAAACCUGUUACAGCCAUAUCUCAUAUCCGAGAUGGGUGGCCUGAGCUUGCUAAGGGAUUCGAGCAACUCCUCUCUUGGUCUGAUGGUGACGUCGGCGACGUGUUCACUCGGACCUACUCCUUUAGUUUCGAGGCCAACGGGAAGCGAAUCGAUGUCGAUAUGAGAGCAUCUCAGUCUGACCGUGAACCCUGUUCGAAAGAAGACAACAACGAAAACCUCACCAGCAAACCCUUCCCAACCUCCUUCUCCCAUGACGGCCCUUGGCAAGACGAGUCUGAAGCACGGUUAUUGAGAGGAAACGUGCCUCCUAUUUCAGACAGCUCCCUACCCAAACUCAUCGACGAGCUCGACGGAUUGCUACCUGACGAGCAAAACGAAGCCGAACUCGUCACCAACGCCAACCGCAAGCAGUACGUCGACGACUACAUUCACUACCUCACAGAUUACAGCAUCCGAACCCGCUUCAACGCCUUUGCCAAAGGCUUCUACACCUGCCUCGACUGGAAAGCUGUCAACAUCUUCAACGAAGACGCGCUCAAGUUUCUUGUGGAAGGCCACCACGACAUCGACAUCGCCGCGCUCCGGGCUGCUACGAAGUACGAGGACGGCUACACGGCGUCGCACCCCACGGUCCUCGCUUUCUGGGAUCUGGUCGAGACGUUCGACCUAGAUGACAAGAGGCGGCUGCUGGAGUUUGUCACGGCGAGCGAUAGAGUGCCUGUUGGCGGCGCGGCGAAGAUGCAGUUCGCGAUUGUGAGGAGUACAGCGCCGACGGAACAGCUGCCGACGAGUAGUACGUGCUUUGGACGGCUGAAUCUGCCGGAGUACGAGACGAGGGAGAAGCUGGAGAAAAAGCUUCGGCUGGCGCUGGAGAACUCCAAGGGGUUCGGGGCCGUGUAGGGGGUUCCUCGUCACCGUACGAUAUGUGGGCGUGUGGGCAUGUCGAUAGGUCGACUUGUGGGCGUCCACGACCAGGUAUCAUUCUGCAGAAGCGGAGACGUUUGGUUUGGAUUUCUUCUGGCGUUUUGGUACGGGCUAGAGUAGAU
Mytilinidion resinicola is the source of this 4313-nucleotide messenger RNA. RefSeq lists its product as uncharacterized. Gene Ontology annotation, biological process: protein polyubiquitination. Lineage: Eukaryota; Fungi; Ascomycota; Dothideomycetes; Mytilinidiales; Mytilinidiaceae. The record is from RefSeq and is a predicted model, not a curated record. Gene Ontology annotation, molecular function: ubiquitin protein ligase activity. The transcript has 4 exons. Bases 220 to 4167 code for a protein of 1315 amino acids.